CUAGUUUGUAGCUAUUCACUGUUCACAGCUGCAUUGUUCAUGCCUUUUGCACCACGUAUGCUUUGAGCCGUUCUGUAGAUCAUUUCAGUCUAACACCAUAAUCAUCGUCAUUAUCAAACUCUGGACACAGAUGCAUUAACAUCAAGACAUGGUCAUCAUGGCCAGCAUCAACAGUUUGAGAGAAGACAAUAAGAUAAUUGGUGUUCAAAGUUGAAAUUCAGUCUCAGGAAGAAGAAGGUGAACGAACGGCUGAAGUAAUCGAAGACAUUACAUGAUGAUGAUAAUUAAUGGACCACUGCUUCCCCAACAAAAACCUCCUCUCCCAUCAUCUCUUCUCAUCUAUCUCUAUCUUGGUCACUUCUUAUCCAGAUGGGAUGCUAGGAUGUGGGAAUUCUCAGUUGGUUUAUACAUGAUCAAUGUUUGGCCAGACUCUUUAUUCCUUGCUGCUGCUUGUGGACUGGUAGAGUCUGCCUCCACCGCAUUAUUGGGUCCCCUUGUUGGACAGUGGGUUGAUAAGGUGACAUAUGUUAAGGUUCUCCAAAUUUGGUUGUUAACCCAAAAUAUCUCUUUUAUGGUUGCUGGAGGCACAGUGGUUGCGCUUCUGCUCUACUCAGACUUAAAGACAACAAAUUUUGUGGCAUUCAUUUCUGUGGUCAUAUUAGUCAAUAUCUCUGGUGCUGUUGGUAUGCUUUCCACCCUUGCGGGAACCAUCUUGAUCGAAAGAGAAUGGGUGGUGGUAAUAUCAGAAGGCCAGCCUCCCGGAGUACUGACAAAGAUGAAUUCAAUUAUAAGACGGAUUGAUUUAACAUGCAAGCUAGGUGCUCCUGUAAUAUCCGGAUUCAUAAUAAGCUUUGUAUCUCUGACAGCAUCGGCGGUGACACUAACACUCUGGAAUGUCAUAGCUGUGUGUUUGCAAUAUUGGCUUCUUAUGCAUGUAUAUAAUUGGAUUCCAGCUUUAAGUGAAAGCAGCUACAAGAGGAUGUCGAGACUUUCACCAACAGAUCUGGAAGAGAGCUCAUCUACUUCUCAGGAGGAAAAGAGCUUAUUGUCUUAUGAUGGAAAAAUUUUGGAGUUAAACCAAAACAGCUUCGGAAGGAAAAUAAUUGAGCAGUUUACUAAGAUUCCUCUUGUUAGUGCUUGGAGAUUGUACUUACAGCAAGAUGUGGUGCUCCCAGGAAUAGCUCUUGCUUUAUUGUAUUUCACUGUCCUCUGCUUUGGAAGUUUGAUGACUGCUACACUGGAAUGGGAAGGUAUACCUCCAUAUGUUAUUGGAAUUGCUCGUGGAAUUAGCGCCAUAAUAGGAAUAGCUGCAACUUUUCUGUACCCUAUCCUGGAAUCUAGCAUUUCUACGCUUCGAACUGGACUCUAG
Messenger RNA from Ilex paraguariensis (yerba mate), 1369 nucleotides. Lineage: Eukaryota; Viridiplantae; Streptophyta; Magnoliopsida; Aquifoliales; Aquifoliaceae. The record is from the annotation of a GenBank genome assembly.